AUGUUUUUGUGGCUUAAACUCUUAGCAUUUGGUGUUGCAUUUCUGAGACAGGAUGCUUUUGUCAAAGGAGAUGAGUCAACAGUGACUACACCUGGUGUCUCUCCUGCAGACAGCACAUACCCCUCCACGCACACAGGCUCCAUCCCUGCCAUGGGACCCAGCAACCCACCACACAGCAGCACUACUGCCCUCACCACACGCACUCCCACUGCCUUCAAGAAUGCUUCAUCAGAUGAUUACAAUUCAACAUCCUUGCACAGCACCAUCUCACCAGUCAGCAUGCCAGCAAACACUGGAAUCAUCCCCACUCACACAAUAGAAACUCCCACAGUGACAACUGAAGAACCUUGUGAUGCUGAUAUUGUCUACAACAUAAGUGUAAAAGACGAGAAUAACUUGGCUGAAGUUACACUGAAUAAUCUCAGAAGAAACGCAGAAUAUGUUAUUUUGGAGGCAAACAAGACUUUUAGUGUGGAUUCCAGCACCCAUACCAUAAUACUUCAGACAUGCAUGAGAUACACAAUUAGCGUAAAAAAUUGCAUAUACAAUAUUUUUACUAUUCCGCCUGCCCGCCACAAGAAUCCUAUCGAAGUUGAGAAUAUAACCAACACAUCUGCAAUUUUAUGUUGGGAAAAAUCAUUAGCCUGUGCUAAUGUGACUGUUAGCUGCAAGGAUUUCCGAGACUUUACAGUAUUAAAUGAGAUUUGUACAGAACUGAACCCUUUAUCACCCAACAAGGAGUACAACUGCAAUGGUAUCAUACAGUUUUUUGAAAAGAGGGUUGUCAGUCAAAGCUUCAUCAUAAUAACAGAUUAUGGUGCUCCAGAAGCACCAGAAAACCUUACAGUAGUUUCUCAUGCACGAAACGUGUCAGUUAGCUGGAAGAAACCUAGCGACAUUUCAAAGGGUCCUAUACAUGGAUAUGUGGUGAAAUGCAUGGAAAAAGGUAAGUAUAUCUGCAAGGAAGAAUUUGUCAACACGACUAACUUUAUUUGCCAUGAAUUAGAGCCUUACACCAGGGGUUUUGUAUAUGUGACUCCAUAUACAAACAGCAAAUAUAAUGGUAGAAAAUUUAUGGGAAAAGAGGGAAGACUUGACUUUACAACAAAAUCUGCAGAACCACAGCCAGUGAUUAAGGUUAAUGCAACACUGACAGCUGAUAAUGCUGUCCAAAUUAAGUGCAAAAGUCAACGAGUGUAUGGAGCAAAAACAAUAUUUGAAUUGAAUUGGGAAAACGAUGGGACAAACUACUCCAGAGAGAAUGACUGUGAUUUUAAGAAAGAAAAUCUCUUGUACUUGACAGACUAUACAUUUACGAUCGUAGUAUUUAAUGGAGAAUAUAGAGGGCAGCCAGUAAAGAAGAGUAUAAGAACCAGAUAUAAUUCUAAAGCCCUGAUUAUAUUCUUGGCAUUCUUGAUCAUUGUGACAUCAAUCGCUUUACUACUGGUUCUGUACAAAAUCUAUGAUCUUCACAAAAAAAAGCUUAGCAACUCUUCUGAAGGUGUGAACCUUGUUGCAGUUAAAGAUGAUGACAGGCAACUUCUGAACAUAGAGCCAAUACCUUCGGAAUAUUUGCUGGACACGUACAAGAGGAAGAUUGCUGAUGAAGGAAGACUUUUCUUGGAUGAAUUUCAGAGUAUUCCUAGAGUUUUCACUAAAUUUUCAAUAAAAGAGGCCAAAAAAAGCCAUAAUCAGAACAAAAACCGUUACAUUGAUAUCCUUCCAUAUGAUCAUAACCGUGUUGAGCUCUCAGAGAUCCCAGGCGACCCAGGGUCAGACUAUAUCAAUGCAAGUUAUAUUGAUGGCUUCAAAGAACCAAGAAAAUACAUUGCUGCCCAAGGUCCCAAGGAUGAAACCACAGAUGAUUUCUGGAGAAUGAUCUGGGAACAGAAGGCAACAAUUAUUGUCAUGGUGACUCGCUGUGAGGAAGGAAAGAGGAACAAAUGUGCUCAGUACUGGCCGUCAAUGGAGAAUGGCUCUGCAACAUAUGGGGACAUCAUUGUGAAGAUCAAUGAAAGUAAAACAUGUCCAGACUAUGUCAUUCAGAAACUACACAUCACAAAU
This is a messenger RNA of Antrostomus carolinensis (chuck-will's-widow), 2064 nucleotides long. Its product is annotated as receptor-type tyrosine-protein phosphatase C-like. Lineage: Eukaryota; Metazoa; Chordata; Aves; Caprimulgiformes; Caprimulgidae. Gene Ontology annotation, molecular function: protein binding; protein tyrosine phosphatase activity. Gene Ontology annotation, biological process: protein dephosphorylation; positive regulation of peptidyl-tyrosine phosphorylation; negative regulation of protein kinase activity. The transcript has 21 exons. The record is from RefSeq and is a predicted model, not a curated record. The annotation marks the transcript as partial.